GUUGGAGGGGGGGGGGGGGGCGAAGCUGCAGCUGACUGGGAAUCGGGGCUGGUUUCCUGUCUGGAAGGGAAGGGGCCCGCAUAGGGGAGCGGGGGCAGCAGCAGACAGGCACACCCCAGCCUUUCUCCCUCCCACCGCCCCCUUCUGCUGGAAAAGCGAGCUGGGAGAACAGCUGCCACCAAAGCAAGACUGGACACUCUGUGCCCAGAGCCCCCUCUGCAGCUGGCCUCCCUUCCUGGGACCCUGCUCCUUCUCACCUCGCUUUCCUUUCCUCCCAUGCCUGGCUCCCACCAGGGCCCUGGAACAGUGGUAGGCAAGGAAGGUUUGUCACAGCAGCCAGAGGGGUGUAACAGGAGUGCAGAGGGACAGGGGCACCUCUGUCCUCUGCCCACCUCUGUCAAGACCAGGGGAGCAGCGGGAGGAGGAACUGUGGAGCAGCGAGGUGCCUGUCCAGCACCCCCCUUCUGGAGGGGUCCACAAGGGAAGGGGCUCUGGGGGCACAAAGAUGCAGGACAGAUUGCACAUCCUGGAGGACCUGAAUAUGCUCUACAUUCGGCAGAUGGCACUCAGCCUGGAGGACACAGAGUUGCAGAGAAAGCUAGACCAUGAGAUCCGGAUGAGGGAAGGGGCCUGCAAGCUGCUGGCGGCCUGCUCCCAGCGAGAACAGGCCCUAGAGGCCACCAAGAGCCUGCUGGUGUGCAAUAGCCGCAUCCUUAGCUACAUGGGCGAGCUGCAGCGGCGGAAAGAGGCACAGGUGCUGGAGAAGACAGGCCGGCGGCCUUCUGACAGUGGGCCGCCUGCUGAACGCUCGCCUUGCCGAGGCCGGGUCUGCAUCUCUGACCUCCGGAUUCCACUAAUGUGGAAGGACACAGAAUAUUUCAAGAACAAAGGCGACUUGCACCGCUGGGCUGUGUUCCUGCUGCUGCAGCUAGGGGAACACAUUCAGGACACAGAAAUGAUCCUGGUGGACAGAACCCUUACAGACAUCUCCUUUCAGAACAACGUGAUCUUCACCGAGGCAGGGCCAGACUUUGAACUGCGACUGGAGCUGUAUGGGGCCUGCAUGGAAGAGGAGGGGGCCCUGGCUGGAGCCCCCAAGAGGCUUGCCACCAAACUCAGCAGCUCCCUAGGCCGCUCCUCAGGAAGGCGUGUCCGGGCAUCGCUGGAGAGUGCUGGAGGUUCAGGAAGCAGUCCCAUUUUGCUUCCCACCCCAGCUGUGGGUGGUCCUCGUUACCACCUGUUGGCUCACACCACACUCACCCUGGCAGCAGUGCAAGAUGGGUUCCGCACGCACGACCUCACCCUCGCCAGCCAUGAGGAGAAUCCCGCCUGGCUUCCCCUUUAUGGUAGCGUGUGUUGCCGCCUGGUGGCUCAGCCUUUCUGCAUGACUCAGCCUACCGCAAAUGGUACCCUCAGGGUACAGCAAGCUGGGGAGCUGCAGGACUGGGCGCGAGUGCAUGGAGUCCUGAAAGGCACAAACCUCUUCUGUUACCGGCAACCUGAAGACGCAGACACUGGGGAAGAGCCGUUGUUUACUAUUGCCAUCAACAAGGAGACUCGAGUGCGGGCAGGGGAGCUGGAGCAGGCUGCAGGCCGGCCCUUCACCCUGAGCAUCAGUAACCGGUAUGGGGAGGACGAGGUGACACACACCCUUCAGACAGAGAGUCGGGGAGCCCUGCACAGCUGGAUGGAAGCUCUGUGGCAGCUUUUCUUUGACAUGAGCCAGUGGAAGCAGUGCUGUGAUGAGAUCAUGAAGAUUGAAACCCCUGUUCCCCGGAAACCACCCCAAGUACUGGCCAAGCAGGGAUCCUUGUACCAUGAGAUGGCUAUUGAGCCGCUGGAUGACAUCGCAGCGGUGACAGACAUCUUGGCCCAGCGGGAGGGCACAAGGCUGGAGACACCCCCACCCUGGCUAGCAAUGUUUACAGAACAGCCUGCCCUGCCUAGCCCCUGCUCACCUGCCUCAGUGGCCCCAGCCCCAGCUCGGACCUACCCCAUGCCCUGGGGGCGACCCCGAACAUUCUCCCUGGACGCUGUCCCCCCAGACCACUCCCCUAGGGCUUCCCACGCGGUUGCCCCUCUCCCCCAGCAGCGAUCCCCAAGGUCCAGAGGCCUCUUCAGCAAAGGCCCACCCCGCACUUGGCUCCAGUCACCAGUAUGAGACAGAAAGGUGCUUGCAACAGGAUCUGGCCAGAGGAAGAGAGGACCUACGUGCAGUUGGGCUCUGGAUGCGGCGCUGUCAGUAGCAGGUUGGCCAGCUUGGCCUCCCCUUCCUCUGCUGGACUGGGGGAGCAGAAG
Molecule: messenger RNA, 2298 nt
Organism: Canis lupus familiaris (dog)
Lineage: Eukaryota; Metazoa; Chordata; Mammalia; Carnivora; Canidae
Gene: RTKN
Product: rhotekin
Exons: 13
Coding region: 506-2161 (551 amino acids)
Biological process (GO): septin ring organization; actomyosin contractile ring assembly; signal transduction
Cellular component (GO): actomyosin contractile ring
Source: RefSeq, a predicted model, not a curated record